This is a messenger RNA of Owenia fusiformis, 1455 nucleotides long. Lineage: Eukaryota; Metazoa; Annelida; Polychaeta; Sabellida; Oweniidae. The record is from the annotation of a GenBank genome assembly.
AUGGGAGCAAUGGGAAUAGCUGUCCGCAGAUGCAGUCUGCCCCGACUACUUUUGGCCUCAUCGAUAUUCUGUACUCUGCCAUGUAUUCUUCUGAUCAUUACGUGGACUCGAGUUGCAAAGGUAUCUCCAAUGGAAGACGUUGAUUCGAUUCUGGACAAUGUGCGACUACAGAUUGCGGCGAAUGAACACAAUGGCAAGACUCUUAAGGUUGUCGUCGUGGAGGAGCACCAAGAAGUUCUGCCAUAUUGGUUUCAAGCAGCGUCCAAUGGAGUGCUGAAAAAAGAGAGAAAUGUGCUGGUUCAUAUAGAUGGCCACCCGGAUUUUGUGUUACCACAGCUUGUCCAUGGAUAUCCGAGGUUCCGCCUUCCCACAAGUGACGGAGAGCUCUAUAGGAUGAUCCAAAAGAAUGAUGUAUUCAUAACGUCUGCUGCUAUGUCCGGCUUGAUUGAUAGAGUGAUUUGGAUCAUACCUUCUUGGGCAAGUCCUGUAGAUAGAUUCAACCACAAAGCUGAUCUUUGGUUUGGUAUAGCUGGCCCAGAUCCAUCCGAUAACCAACAUGAACGCUUCUGUAUGUGCUAUAUGGAAACUACGUCAAAUCCAGAGCCAAAACUUUGUCUCUUUAAUGAUCCAUUGGCUGUCUCAGCAAACUACACAGGGACACCCAUGUCUAAAGAUAAAUGCAAAAUACAUUCAAACAGAGUUCAAAUAGAGAUUAUACAGGAGGACAAUUUUAAAGAUGAAUUAAAUAUGAAAGAGAUUGUUGGUGAAAACGAUACUGUUAUCCUUGACAUAGAUGAAGAUUACUUUGGCUGUGAAAGAGUGGUAGAUAGUAUGCUGAAGGCAUCAUUACAAUGGAAGUGGGUGUCUGCCAUUAAUACAAUUUUGCGAGUUGCGAUCCAUCCACGUACUCUAGAUGAUGAGAAAUCUGUAGAUGACGCGUUUAGUGUCAUUUUGGAUUUUAUAGCCCAGAGCCAUCCUAGUUUUGUGAAAGCUGUCGAGUUUUUCAAUAAAACAAUUGAUGUUUUCAACAUAAGAUCAUCAAUGGGAUUUGAUCAGACUGUUACAAUUCAAGCCAUAAUAAAACUACUGUUGCAAAUUGAUUCGAAUCAAAUUGCCAUCUUGAAAGAUAUUGGCUUUUGUAACUUGACAACGAGUAGUCUUUGUGAAAGUGGAAUGUGUUCUACACACUUCGAUGAAGGACUUUUGGGAGGAAAGGUCGGUUGGCCAGGGAGACACAAUUAACAUUCGAACAUAAAUAAUUAAGAAAUAAAGAUAAGAUUCGGUGUUUUAUGGUUUAAUAUAUAGCCAGGGAUUUUUGUUAUUGUUAAAAUAUCGAUAUCCAUGACAUCACGUCUAGCGAAUGAGAUCUUUGACAACGAUCAGAGUAAAAUCCGAUUUUAAAUUUGCCAUAAAUCAUAGAAUCGAGGUCUAUGUUACGACUUAAUAUAAUAAAAG